UUAUUGGUAGAUAAUUCAGAAUAACUGCACAAUAUGAACUUCAUAUUCUAUAGCCAGCUAUAUGAGAAAUAUACAAACUUUUCGACAUCCCAAAAUCAGUCAAUUUUUGGUAAAAAUCUACGGAUAAUGGAUGGAUUUUGGAGGUGCCAAAACGUGUUCUUCCCCACAGUGUUUAAGUUUGCGCUUGACACAGAACUCUCCUUCUUUUCCCUUCAACACAGGAAAAAAGUCAUAUCGUCAAUAUUCACGUACAACUCAAGAUUCCUGGUGAUCAGAGCACUCACACCAAAGUUUCUCGUAGCUUCAGCUUGUGUCUAUGGAUCAUGAGCCAGCUUCGGCCUCUGAUCAGCGCGAGCAGCGAAUGCUUGCAGUUGCGAAGUUAAAACGCGCCGCAUCGUUGCCGAGAUUGAAAGAUGGCAGACGGCCUCCAAUGCACAACGAAGCCGUAAGUGAAGGAGAAAAAGGUCCUGUGGGGGAGGAGCAGCAGCCAGAUACGGACACACCGCCACCACAGCAGAAAGAGCAGCAACAUGAAGAACAAUCAGAAGCUCGGGCAGGGACAGAGUCGGAGAACGAAGUGGGACCCGAAACCCUGGUUGAAGGCGCCCCAGUCCCAACGCCCGCCACACGGACCAAACGUCGGUCAAGAUCCAGGUCACGCUCUAGAGGCUCUAGGGACAUGAAAGGAAAAGCUCGUGCUCCGACGCCUAGUCCUCUUAUUACUGGAGACUCUUCCCAAGAUGAAGCCUUUACUGCAUCACCUACCAUCACCCUUCCAGUUGUCCCUCAGCUCAUUUCUCCGGUCCCUUCUCAAUUUCAGCGCUCCCUGCUACUUCGGUCUCCUACUCCUACAUCACAGGAUCCGUCCCAAUUCCAGUAUCCCGGUACUUCGCCUCCCACCCCUCUGCCGUCCUUGGAAGCCUUGCAAAAAGGUUUAUUUCGCUCAAACAGCGCUGGGAGAAUGUUAGCUAUGCACAAACUGACUAAUGGUACAGAAAGUUACGAACCGUCACUGUCGCCUUCACCAGCUCUUAGCCCGGGGAAAUUCAAGCGCACCAAUACAGUUUCUGGUGGCGAGCGUAAUGCUGCGCGAAAAUUGCUGAUGGACACUCUGGGGAGUAGGUCCCGGGUGGCCAAGGAUACUGAUGGUAGUGGGAAUGACGAAAUCCAGGCACCUUCGCCGUCACCCAAUCCCAAGAGAAGACGGCGAAGAUCUCGGAGAGGCUCAUCAGGUGCCAACACGGGAAUUUCUGACUCUGAAUUCGCUUCGACUUCUCCAAAUACUCCUAUCGUUCCACCAACUCCUUUACCUCCGACUCCCCUGGAUCUUUUCAGAGCUCGUUCUGUUACUCCGAAUCAGCUACCUAGUCCUCGAGCUCUCAGUCCUGCGCUCUCUAAGGCAGAGUCUCCUCAGCCUCCGCUCAUCUUCAACGAAUCGCGCCGCAGGAGUGUCGUCGUUGAGGAAGAGGAUGAGGAAAUUUCUGCUCUUUCGCGCAGGCUUCCAUCUUCCCCUACACGGAAGCUUCCUUCACCGCCAACUCCGUUUAUCAGUCGAAUGCCUAAUACUCCGGAGUUGAACGACUACCCCACAACGUCUGGUGUUGGUGUUCCGGUGUACUUGAAUCACAGGGAUGAUAUAUUUCCAACUAGUCCGUUCAGCAGACCCUUAAAGGAAAAAACUUCUCAAGAUGACGACGAAGAGGAGAUCGUCUAUAACACAGACACAUCCAAGGAUUUAUACGCAUUCGACGCCAUCGAGCGUGAAAUCAGCUGGAUAGCUUCACCUGUACCCGAGAUACGAAGACCAAUAUACGAUAAUGACGACGACGAUGAGGACGACGGCGAUUACCCGGAUGAAGAUGAGGCUCCUUACGAUGAACGACCUCCUUCGACUCAUUCUAGAUCUUCCAACGAGGAAGUUUACGAGGAUAUAUCUCCGCGGGUCUCUUCUGAUUCACAAAAUGUACUCAUCGAAUCUGACUCAAUACCGGAUGUCACGCCUUUGUAUGCUCCCCAUUCACCGUCAUCUGUUGCCGCUCUCUCGCCCGCUUCUAUGCCGCGCGAGAGUGACGGAUCCUUGUCGCCGCAAUAUCACAACCGUCCAUCCCCUAGAUUACAAGGUGAGCUCUCUCCUAUGAGUGCAGAGUUUGGCGAUCUGGAUGAUCGACCUAUCGUCAAUGAUAAUUCAUCCAAGCGGAGUGGGGAUUCAACGUCAACGAGUGCCUGGGAGAAAGUAAAAAGUACCUUUACGCGUUCUAAUUCUGUUACUGGGAGAAGAUCUCGGAGUAACAGUAUUGUGACUCGAGAAAGACGUGACCAUACCGAUUCAAGCAUCAGCCGGGAGAGUGGUGCGAGUAUCAACAGCCCGAGAGGUGAUCCUAACGGCGGAUUUGCUUCUCAGCAAUCUCAGGCGCCUGUGCUGUCCCCAUCAACUUCCGCCCUAUCAUUAGCGCCUCAGUCAAUUUCUCGUGUCUCUCCAGUUCCGCCGCCUACAUCUGAUACCUAUGCGCGGUACCAGAACGCCAAACUUUUCCCAUUUCCAGGUAUUCACAAGUUGGAGGAAGAACGGAAUCGCGUGAAAGGUUUGACUCCAUCCGCGUCGACACCAGAUAUCAAUGCGCAAUUCCAUGCUUAUGAAGAUCCGACAUCUCCGUCGUAUCCUGGCCCUGCUGGGUCUAGUACCCAGUUUGACCAGAGCAAGGACCGCACAUUGAUGCAGCAGACGUCCGAAUCGAACAUCGCAAAGUACUUGCUGUCACCUCCGUUAUCAUCUGAUGCCUCUUCUUCCUCUACUUUUCCCGAGUACUUUGAUAUCACUCCUGCCUCUUCGACGCCAACUAACACCAAUUCGAUCAAACUUCCUAUGACUCUUCCGGCAGUGAAGCAGUGGAUGAGUAAAAACAAGAAGAUAUUUUCUUCCCCUUCACAGGUAUCCUCUGCUUCGUUACCUACUUCUCCCAAUGGCGAAUAUCGAAAUGGUCAACAAGGUUUCAAGAAGCCUUCACUCUCGGAUCUUUUACGGAUACGGAAGGAUACAGAGCUGGUAUCAGAUUGGGAAGAUCUAAAUAGUACUUCCACUGAGACUGGCACACUGGCCGACCGACCUCCUCCUGUGUCAAGUGAGCGUAGUCUAUCUGGAGAGCAGGUACCUGCUGCUACUCCACCCAGGGCAUCUCCUGUUGGUACUAGCGAACACGACGUUGAGAAGACACCUAAAGCCCAGCGAACUAUCACCUCUCCUACGUCCAAUGUUGAACGCCCCAAACUAUCUUCCUCUGCGCAAUCCUCUGCGCUCCCAUCUCCCCCUGAUCCUCUCUCGUCCACCACUCCUGAUCCUUCAUCGUCCCUCAGCGAUUAUCCUGCACCAUCCACGUCCACGUCUUCAUCGAGUCUUUCUUCCAACUAUUCCGUUGCUGCCCCACCCGGAGCUCAAGGUUCCAUAGUCCUUGAACGGUUAGAGGAAAAUCUAGCUAGAGGACCCCGCAGCCCCAUGUGGGCCUCCGUUCUAGAAAGCCCUCCCCGGAAAUUGAUCCUCUCUUCUCCGGUGUUACAAGUUGUCAACGCAAACACUGUUAAGGAUCGUUUCCUUUUUCUCUUCAGCGAUAUCCUUGUCAUAGCAAAGCCAGUCGCAGAGGGCGAAAAUGAGGGUAUGGACCUUCCCACUCCGGAAAGAAAGUUCACCGUGAAGAGCGUUGUAUCAUUGCAGAACCUGCGCUUCAGCGCUGAUCGCGCUGAUCCAGUGAACAGGAAUUCUACCUUUGGUUUGCCAAAUCGCAAUCCUCUUCUUCGGUCUUUCGUUCACCAAUUCAGCAAAGACCCCGAUCAUGCGAUCUCCACGUUCUUCGCAAAGUCUGGUUUAUCAGAUGAUCCAGUCUUUCUAGGUCAGUUGCUUUUUCGUACGACAGAGCUGGAUCGGGCGACCCUUGGGAGAUAUCUUUCCCAGAGGACGUCCAAAGUAGUUUUGAAGAGUUACGUCGACAGUUUCGGGUUUGUCUCAUCCCAAGUAAAUAUGGCGCUCCGUGCAUUUUUGAUGUCAUUGCAUGUUCCCUCCCAUCCAGUCAAUCAUCACAGUGCCCUCGAGUACUUGUUGGAUGCAUUCGCCAGUCGAUGGUACGAGGCCAAUGCAAGGUUCGUCGAUUAUGACAAGGAUCUUGCUAUUCGCCUGGUUCGUGCUAUCAUCCAGCUGAACGACCUUCUACACGGAGGCAUCUCUGACACAGCUGGCCUUGGUGGAUUUCCUCGACAGAAUAUAUCCUCCAAUGACUUUGUCAAUGCAUUUAGGAGGUAUGAUCCCCGCUCUCUGGUAGCUGAUUCGCUGCUUGAGAAUAUCUAUCAAUCUAUCUGGGAAGAACGACUUUCACAAGCAAAAGCUCCCGGUGACAAUGCUGAUAUACUCAUCACCAUCAAACGGCCUCUUCCAACCCGCAUCACCUACAAAGUUCAGUCCGACCCCAUCAUUAUCCGCAUACCGCAAACCGAUCCUCAAUUGUCAAUCCACCUAUUUGGACAAGGCCUUACCUUCGAGCCAUCUGUUCUAACGUUUAGCCGGUCCUCAGAGGCUUCUUUUCGUGUGACGGGUAAUUCUUUGGGAUCUAAAACAGUCAUAAUUUGUCGUUCCGGACCCAACGCAUUGAAGUACUCUGGUCUUCCCCUAGGCCAUAAUGUCAAUAUUGAGCGUGCAUUCAUGCGCAAUACUUUCCAGGUUGCCUUCUUCAAUCACUGCGGUGCAAAGCGGAGGUACAUGUUCAGUGUUGAUGAUCCUUUAAUUCGGCACCAAUGGACCGUCUCGUUGAAGAAGCAUGUUGGCGAAACGACAACAUCCUCUGUCACUUCCAUGUCUUCUUCAUCCUCGCCUUCAUCCCGCUUCUACCGCGCUGCUGAACUUGUUGCAUUCAAAAUUUUGCAGGAAGCUUUAAUCGGAAAGAAUGCUCUUCGAGGUACCAACUCUUCUGAGUUCGAUGACAGUGUAUUGCAGUCCCCCUCUCCUUCCGGCGUUCGUGGUCUUCGUCUGGGCCCCUCCCACGUUCGAUCCAAAUCUCGCAGCCAAGUGUAUCUCCAUACCAAAGCUGGAAAGAAUGAGCUUGACAUUAGCAAUGCCAAUGGGGACCUCAACAGAGGAUUUUUUGAUGGUCAUGAGUCUCCCUUGCCAAACAAUGCGCAGCCCGUCACGCCUGUUUGGACUGGUCGUGACUUGGAGAUUCACUGUCUUCAGAACAGCUCUAUAACUCUAGUGCUAUCGUAUCUGCAAGUGGGUGCACCAGAGCAUGUAUCAGGCUCUUUCUCAUAGCCUCACAGUUGCACCCUUCGCUGUGUUGGGUGUCCUCUUUCAUGGUUUCCUAAGCUGUACUUCUUUAUUUUACACUAUGUCUUGCUUUCAAUGCAAUUUCAGUCACUCGUACCGUACGUUGUAUGCUUGGACUUUCACAUUGUUUUCCUUCCAUCCUUUUUGUGAUGCUCAACAAUCCCUAACUAUAAUAUCUAUUCCACCUCGCUUGGUUGUUCGGCUAACUAUGGUCCACGGAACUUCGCUCUUUGACCGGUUAUCUAUCGCAAUACUCAAUAUCAAUGUAUCUAAUCAGCUCAUCUAAACGUUCUGUAAAUUGCCACUGAAAUCUAAACUCGUUGCUUUAUUU
This is a messenger RNA of Lentinula edodes (shiitake mushroom), 5633 nucleotides long. RefSeq lists its product as uncharacterized. The record is from RefSeq and is a predicted model, not a curated record. NCBI's taxonomy places the organism in Eukaryota, Fungi, Basidiomycota, Agaricomycetes, Agaricales, Omphalotaceae. The transcript has 4 exons. Gene Ontology annotation, biological process: regulation of ARF protein signal transduction. Bases 317 to 5287 code for a protein of 1656 amino acids. Gene Ontology annotation, molecular function: guanyl-nucleotide exchange factor activity.